This is a messenger RNA of Penicillium cosmopolitanum, 1215 nucleotides long. RefSeq lists its product as uncharacterized. The record is from RefSeq and is a predicted model, not a curated record. The coding region runs from base 1 to 1215 and encodes 404 amino acids. NCBI's taxonomy places the organism in Eukaryota, Fungi, Ascomycota, Eurotiomycetes, Eurotiales, Aspergillaceae. The transcript has 4 exons.
AUGUCGAACUUAUCGUUUGGGAGCGGGAAUUCUGGCUUUCAGCUAGGGAUCAACAGUGGCUCAGUCCACUACCAUGCCGCAGAACAACCGGAGCCGGGUCCAAGCCCACUGUCGACCGUUCCAUUUCCUCGGGAUCCAGACUUCGUUGAGCGUGGAACCUUGCUUGAUGACAUCCGAGACAAGCUCUCUCUACCAGGGGAAAGAGUGGCUCUUGUUGGCUUGGGCGGUAUUGGAAAAUCAAAGUUAGCGAUUGAAUAUUCUUAUCGAUUACGCGACUCUGCUCCCCAGACGUGGGUAUUUUGGAUCCAUGCUAGCAAUGCAGCACGGGUUGAACAAGGAUUUCAGAGGCUCGCCGACCGCGUCAAGAUACCAGGGUGCCAGAGCCCCAGUGUUAACAUAUUUCGACUUGUGUAUAACUGGCUCUGUGAUGAAAAGCACGGACCCUGGGUUCUUAUUCUGGAUAAUGUCGACGAUGAUAGUCAUUUUCGUCAGCCUCUGGUUUUCAGCUCUCAAAACCUGCAGUCGGAGGCAAGUUUGGGUUCUCAGUUUGAUGACUUCAGCCAUGCGGGAGUCUCUGGUGAAACUAUCUUGCAGUUUUACCUCGCGGAUGCUAGCAGCAUUACCGUUGAUCCGAUGAAUAGCUCGGAAGCAUCUUCUCUCAUGAAGGCCAGUCUCGGAAAUCAAUCCAGCCAGGAGGGCAUCGAAGAGUUGUGCAAGGUACUUGAGUUUAUGCCUCUGGCAAUUACUCAAGCUGGGGCAUAUAUUAAGAGACGAGCACCCCGUUGCUCAGUCCUACAGUACCUGGAUGAUUUCCAGACAAAUGAUCGCAAGAAAACAAGACUUCUCAAGCAUGAAGGGCAAGGUCUUCAACGUGACGAACAAGCCUCAAACUCAAUUCUGAUUACCUGGCAAAUAUCUUUCGAGCAUGUUCGGCAAAUCAGAGCCUCUGCCGCAGAUCUUCUCUCUCUCAUGAGUUUUUUCGAUCGUCAGGGCAUUGAGGAGAAUGUUCUUCGCAUUCCUUUUCAUGCAGAAAGGGCGAAAAAGACGAGUUCAAGAAAGACGCGACGAGAUUCGACGGAUAGCGAUGUAUCCGACGCAGAUUAUGAGCUUGGAGAGGAUAUCGUCAUAUUAAAGGAUUUCUCCUUCAUAUCCUCAACUGAAAAUGCACAUACCUUCCAAAUGCAUUCGCUAGUGCAGCUUGCGACACGAUUAUAG